Chenopodium quinoa (quinoa) is the source of this 1543-nucleotide messenger RNA. RefSeq lists its product as uncharacterized. Gene Ontology annotation, molecular function: cysteine-type peptidase activity; deNEDDylase activity. Lineage: Eukaryota; Viridiplantae; Streptophyta; Magnoliopsida; Caryophyllales; Amaranthaceae. The record is from RefSeq and is a predicted model, not a curated record. The transcript has 8 exons. The coding region runs from base 838 to 1302 and encodes 154 amino acids. Gene Ontology annotation, biological process: proteolysis.
GUUUUUGUUAUUUGCGUCGCAUUUUAAUAAUGAAGUGACGCAAAUGUAUCUUUUGCAUUUAGGUUAUUUCAGAAUUUUGACCUUAGUUUUUCACGCCUACCUUCCACUAAACAAAAAGAAAAAACAAGUUGCAACUCCAGUGAAUUUCUACAGCCUAAACACCCACAAAUUCGACCCUUAAAUCCAACAAAUUGGGCCAAAAAAACACCGAUUCCUCAGCAAAUUCAACAUUCAAAAUCGCAAUCAAGUUGAAGAACUAUAAUCGGCAGCAAAUUGAGCAAUUUCGAGCAAAAAUUUGAACCAUAAACCCUAAGAAAUCCGAACCCAUAAACCCUAGAAAAAUUGAGCAUUUCCCACAAAAAUUCCCCCAUUUUGAGCAAAAAAUCAACUCAAAACCAUAGGAAUUCGAACCCUAGAAACCCCAAAAAAUUCAAUUAAAAAUCCUGGCCUCAUAUUCGAGCAAUGACUGAAAGUUUCGACUGGAAUAAUCAAUUAAUUUCCCCCCCAAAAACACCGGGGAAGUUCUAGCAAAUUACAACAACAAUAAUUGAAGUUUGAUUAGUGUAGCAGUUCGACAUUGUUGAAUUUGUUGAGUUUAUUUGACCUAAGAGCUUACAUUGACAAGAAAUGUCCCUUCACCGGCUCUGUUUCAAUCAGGGGUCGUAUUCUAGCUGGUACUUGCCACAGUACUAAGAUGCAGAGAACCAUUAUUGUUCGCUGUAACUACCUUCAUUACAUCAGGAAGUACCAAAGGUACGAGAAGAGGCAUUCAAACAUCCCUGCACAUGUGUCACCCUGUUUCCGUGUCAAGGAAGGAGACCACGUUAUCAUUGGUUAAUGCAGGCCUUUCUCAAAGACAGUGAGGUUCAAUGUGUUGAAGGUGAUUCCAGUUGGAGCUGCUGCUGGUGGAAAGAAGGCUUUUGCCGGAAUUUAAGGAAUCAUUGGGUUCUUUUGGUCUUAUGCAUGGCUAAGCGUGAAGUCAUCAUCUUUGAUUCUUUGAGGCAGAAACGAAAUUUAGAAAUUAAGUUUGCAAUGACAAAUGCUUUUCGAAGUUUCAAGGCAUUAAGUGGACAAACUAAGGGAAGUAAAUUGACAUGGCAUUUGGGACAGUGUCCUCAACAGUUGGGUGGACGUGAGUGUGGCUACUACGUCAUGCGUUAUAUGUACGAAAUACUUGAACAUCACCAAAGCAGUGAGGAUCUUAUUCAGGAUUUCUCAAGAACUACACCGUACACCGAGGAGGAGAUAAAUGAGAUUCGAGAUAUUUGGGCAGAGUAUUUUAUAUGUAAUGUUGAACUUUAGAUUUACACUUAGCGCAUGUUGGACUCUUGUUUUGGAUUAUAGGCUUGACAUGAAUGCUUUUGGUUAGUUGGUGUUGGGAUGAUGAGUAUAAUGUCUAUGAUAUUGAGAUGUAAAUUAUUGGACAGGUUGUUAAUAUAAUGUCGUUAUUCCCAAUUUUAUGGGUAGGCCAAAAUACAAAGGAGACUCUGCCGAAAUUUACAUUUGCAUUAUUCAAUAAUAUUGCAUUUUAAUUUCAAUUAUA